AUGGCAAAAUUUAUACGAAAAAUUGGUUCACGUAAAAACGGACGUAUUGGUUCGCGCAAGCAUCCUCGUAAAAUACAUAGGGGGGUUAUUUAUGUUCAAGCUAGUUUCAACAAUACCAUUGUGACUGUUACAGAUCUACGAGGUCGGGCGAUUUCUUGGUCCUCUGCCGGUUCAUGUGGAUUCAAAGGUUCACGAAGGAGUACACCGUUUGCCGCUCAAACCGUAGCAGGAAAUGCUAUUCGACCAGUAGUCGCUCAAGGCAUGAAACGAGCAGAAGUCAUGAUAAAAGGUCCCGGUCCAGGAAGAGAUGCGGCAUUAAGAGCUAUUUUAAGAAGUGGUAUACGAUUAAAGUUUCUACGGGAUGUAACACCUCUGCCACAUAAUGGAUGUAGGGCUCCUAAAAAAAGACGUAUAUAA
This is a messenger RNA of Trifolium pratense (red clover), 417 nucleotides long. The record is from the annotation of a RefSeq genome assembly. Lineage: Eukaryota; Viridiplantae; Streptophyta; Magnoliopsida; Fabales; Fabaceae.